This is a messenger RNA of Lodderomyces jiufengensis, 1674 nucleotides long. Its product is annotated as sugar porter family MFS transporter. The coding region runs from base 1 to 1674 and encodes 557 amino acids. Gene Ontology annotation, molecular function: carbohydrate:proton symporter activity. The record is from RefSeq and is a predicted model, not a curated record. Lineage: Eukaryota; Fungi; Ascomycota; Pichiomycetes; Serinales; Debaryomycetaceae. Gene Ontology annotation, biological process: transmembrane transport; carbohydrate transport. Gene Ontology annotation, cellular component: plasma membrane. The transcript has a single exon.
AUGUCACAAGAAGAGAAUGCUUCAAAUGCAUCAACUGCUGGACAUGACAAUAAUGAAAUUCAAGCGAAAUACGAAGAGGAAAAUACAGUUGAAGAUGAAAAAAGAAAUCACGAUAACCUCCACGAUCAUUUGAAAAAUAAGCCUUUAAGAGAAUACACAGGUAUAAUUAUUAUGUGUAUUUUAAUUGCAUUUGGUGGGUUUGUUUUCGGGUUUGACACUGGUACUAUCUCAGGUUUUGUUAAUAUGACUGAUUUUCAAAGAAGAUUUGGUCAAAGAAAUGAUCAGGGUGAAUAUUAUUUUUCAAAUGUUAGAACUGGUUGUAUGAUUGGUUUAUUCAAUGCUGGUUGUGCUUUAGGUGCUUUAUUUUUAUCCAAACUAGGUGAUAUGUAUGGCAGAAGAGUUGGUAUCAUGUCUUCAAUGGUUCUCUAUAUUGUAGGAAUUAUAGUUCAAAUUUCAUCAAAUCACAAAUGGUACCAAGUUAUGGUAGGUAGAAUUAUUACAGGUGUUUCAGUUGGUUGUUUAUCAGUAUUAUGUCCAAUGUUUAUUUCAGAAGUCUCACCAAGACAUUUGAGAGGUACUUUAGUCUGUUGUUUCCAAUUAAUGAUUACAUUAGGUAUAUUUUUAGGUUAUUGUACUACUUAUGGUACUAAAACUUAUACAGAUUCAAGACAAUGGAGAAUUCCAUUAGGUUUAUGUUUUGCUUGGGCUUUAUUAUUAGUUGGAGGAAUGGUCAGAAUGCCAGAAUCACCAAGAUAUUUAAUUGGUAAAGAUAAAAUUGAAGAUGCAAAAGUUGCCUUAUCAAGAGUUAACAAAGUUUCACCAGAAGAUCCAGCAUUAUACAACGAAUUACAAUUAAUUCAAGCAGGUGUAGAAAGGGAAAGAUUAGCCGGCAAAGCUGGUUGGGGUACUUUAAUUACAGGUAAACCAAGAAUUUUCGAAAGAGUUUUAGUUGGUGCUAUGUUACAAGCUUUACAACAAUUGACUGGUGAUAACUAUUUCUUUUACUAUAGCACCACAAUUUUCAAAGCUAUUGGUUUAGAUGAUUCUUUUGAAACUUCAAUCAUUAUUGGUGUUAUUAAUUUUGCGUCAACUUUUGUUGGUAUCUAUGCGAUUGAAAAAUUGGGUAGAAGAUCUUGUUUAUUGGUUGGUUCAGUAGCAAUGUCAAUUUGUUUCUUAAUGUAUUCGUUGAUUGGUUCACAGCAUUUAUAUAUACAUGGUCAAUCUGGUCCAACUAGACACCCAGAUGGUAAAGCUAUGAUUUUUGUCACUUCACUUUAUAUUUUCUUCUUUGCUUCAACCUGGGCUGGUGGUGUUUACUCAAUCAUUUCAGAAAUUUAUCCAUUAAAAGUUAGAUCAAAAGCAAUGGGAGUUGCUAACGCAUCCAAUUGGAUUUGGGGUUUCCUUAUUUCAUUUUUCACUUCAUUUAUAACUGAUGCUAUUCAUUUUUACUAUGGUUUCGUAUUUAUGGGAUGUUUAGUUUUUUCAAUUUUCUUUGUUUAUUUUAUGGUUUAUGAAACAAAAGGUUUAUCAUUAGAAGAAGUUGAUGAAAUGUAUGCAAGUGGUGUUCUUGCAUUGAAAUCCGGAAGUUGGCAACCACCUUCAGAAGAAGAAAUGGCUACUUCAACUGGUUAUGCUGGUUACGCUAAACCUGAAGAAGAACAUGUAAACGUUUAA